AUGAAAGAACAACAGGGGUCCCCAGACCAACUGCCUGCUGAUAAAGGCCAAGGAGAGACUGGAGCUAUAUAUAAGUUGGUGAUUUUUGAGUCUGAGAAUUUUUGUGGAACAAAAGUGGAGUUGUCUGCUGAAUGUGAAGAUGUGCCGGAGAAGACACGAGUUGGCUCAGUCAUUGUGGAGUCAGGACCAUGGGUGGGGUUUGAGCGUCCAGGCUUUGCAGGAGAGCAGUUUGUGCUUGAGAAAGGAGAGUAUCCUCGCUGGAGCACCUGGACCAACUGCCACCACAGCUACCGACUGAGCUCCUUCAGGCCUCUGAAAAUGGACAGUGCAGAUCACAAGUUGCACCUGUUUGAGAAUGCAGGCUUUGAAGGCAGAAAGAUGGAGAUUGGUGGUGAUGAUGUCCCCAGUUUGUGUGCUCAUGGUUUCCAUGGCCGUGUGGCCAGUGCUAAGGCUAUCAGUGGAGUGUGGGUGGGAUACAUGUAUCCAGGCUACAGAGGGAGUCAGUUUGUGUUUGAGCGUGGAGACUUCAGGCACUGGAAUGAUUGGGGAGCUGCUGCACCUCAGAUCCAGUCUGUCCGACGUGUGAAGGACAUGCAUUGGCACAAAAAAGGGUGUUAUGUUGCCCCUACCCCUACAACUCCUAAUCCCAAACCCAGUCCUAAUCCUAAACCUCUAACUCACCCCCAAUCUUAA
Monopterus albus (swamp eel) is the source of this 693-nucleotide messenger RNA. Its product is annotated as beta-crystallin B3-like. The transcript has 5 exons. Gene Ontology annotation, biological process: visual perception; lens development in camera-type eye. Gene Ontology annotation, molecular function: structural constituent of eye lens. NCBI's taxonomy places the organism in Eukaryota, Metazoa, Chordata, Actinopteri, Synbranchiformes, Synbranchidae. The coding region runs from base 1 to 693 and encodes 230 amino acids. The record is from RefSeq and is a predicted model, not a curated record.